This is a messenger RNA of Corylus avellana, 1218 nucleotides long. Its product is annotated as alpha carbonic anhydrase 1. The record is from RefSeq and is a predicted model, not a curated record. Gene Ontology annotation, biological process: one-carbon metabolic process. Lineage: Eukaryota; Viridiplantae; Streptophyta; Magnoliopsida; Fagales; Betulaceae. Gene Ontology annotation, molecular function: zinc ion binding; carbonate dehydratase activity.
CUAGCAGAGACCCCUCUCUAAAUAUAGCUCCCACUACCACCGGUGGUGGGCUAGAGAAGAAGCUUUUAUAUAUAUGCAUAUAUAUAUAUAUAUAUAUAUAACCACAACUGAUCCCUAUAUAUAUACAGCUAGCUAGGGUUAGAUAAAUCUAGCUAUCUUGCAAUUUUAUUUUUUUUUAAUUUUAUUUUUGUCCAGGGGCAGGAGCUUGGAUAUAGAUAAUUAGCACCGGCAAUGGCCCCUAGAUAUUCCGUCCCCGUCCUUGGGAUUGCAUUAUUGUUGCUUGUUAGCAGCACUUCGGCGAUUGAUGCCGGCCGACACUCAAGUACGUUCGGUUAUGUGGGCUCAAAUGGGCCUGGAAAGUGGGGAAGCUUGAGCCCAAAGUUCGUGACCUGCUCAAACGGGAAACAUCAGACUCCUGUGGACAUUGUAAAGGGCCAGGUUGUCCGUAACAAGCGUUUUGAACCCUUGCCUAGAGAUUACAAUCCUGUAAAUGCCACGCUGGUCAACAAUGGUUUUAACAUUGAGAUUAGAUUCGACGAACAUGUGGGAGUGUUGGUUAUAAAUGGGAAGAACUACACCUUGAAGCAGGUGCACUACCACACACCUUCCGAGCACCGAAUUGAUGGCAUACAAUUUCCGGCAGAGCAGCAUCUGGUCCACCAGUCAGCUGAUGGCAACUUCUCGGUUGUGUCAAUUCUCUACAAAUAUGGUGCACCCGAUUCUUUUCUUAGAAAGAUUAAGAGCAAUUUGGGUGAACUGGCCAAGGACAAGUGUGCUGGGGAUGAAGAGGCUCAUAUCCCUCUUGGGAUCAUGGAUACCAAGCACAUGAAGCGAAAGACCCGCAAGUAUUACAGAUACUUAGGUUCCUUAACCACUCCUCCAUGCACAGAGAACAUCAUUUGGAACAUCCUCGGCAAGGUGAGAUCAAUCUCCCCAGAUCAAGUACAGGAUCUCAAGGCACCAUUGGCCUCUAGUUGCAAAGACAACUCAAGGCCGGUACAACCGCUGAACGGGCGAAAGAUUGAACUAUAUGAUGAGCUCGAUGCCAAGAACUAAUUAAGUUACUAUCAUUUUGACCAUGGAAAGAGUUUAUCCAUGUGGUCUAGCUUACGUAUGAACUUUUAUGGGUCCAAUUUAAUUACUUGUAAACUCUUCUAGAUUGUAACAAAUGAAAUGCAUUAGAAAAUGGAAAUUCACCUUCGAAUGCUUUUAUGCAUA